Messenger RNA from Caenorhabditis auriculariae, 3767 nucleotides. The record is from the annotation of a GenBank genome assembly. NCBI's taxonomy places the organism in Eukaryota, Metazoa, Nematoda, Chromadorea, Rhabditida, Rhabditidae.
AUGAGGUAUCACGAGGUCGCCUUGCUCCUCGUUACCAUUUUGGCAGUUUUUGGUAAGUGGUUUUUCUCAACCUUGUACACUAUGUAUUGACUGAAUGAACGCGUUUUGAUUAACGUAGCUAUGGUUUUCGAAAACGAAAGUUUUGCUGGAAGAUUUUUGAAACUUUUUUAUGUCGAAAGUCUCCAGAAACAUAAAAUAAAGCAUUCGUUUCGAAUUUCAGCCUUCUACCCUUCGUCUGUCCAUGCUGAAGAUGAGCUGGACGAUACACCUACACUCAAAACGAAAGUGAACAGUGGAAAAGGAAAAGGAACAGACGAGGAUGUUGUGGCCAGGUAAAAUUUGAAAAUAUUGCUGUAGCUUUUCGCUCAUCUAUGCGAACUAAUAUUGCAUUCUCGUUUUUCAAUUUUUUUGAUUAUUUGUAAAACAGUUAUUGAAAUGAAGACCGUGUCUGCUUUCCUCAAGUUCAUAAAUUUCCUUUCCAUUCUGGUUUUGACAAAUUCGAGUGUUUUUUUUUUGCAAAAAAAAAACUAGCUUAUCUUCCUUUUUCCUGAUUUUCUCUUUGUUUUGUUUGCCGUGCCAGUCAGAGAGACGAACUAUGGCUUCACCUCUGUCUGCGUUUAUAUUAUUUGACGGGAGUCAGAUUUUCUUUUCCCUCUGUCUCUCUGGUCAGCACACUAUUUCGCUCUGCGCACAUAGGCGACUGUCCGUUGGUAUGUAUACUCGGUACCUGCCCGUUCCGCUUACUCAAACAUACUUCUUUCUCGGAGUGUGUCAACUAAAAAGGUCGCGGCGUCAUUAGGGAAAGACCGCACGGCAAAUAGAUUUUGUUUGGGGCACUCUUCACAAAAAUGAGAGAUAAAAGAUGGUGAAAUGGGCAGAAGAAUUUUAAGAAAGUUGGUCAAGGUCAACAGUUUUUGCGGUGAUUGUAAUUAAUUAUCGCUUGGUUGAAUGGAAAAUUGGUAGAAAAGACUCAAAACAGAAGCCAUGCAUUAGAAGGAUUAUAGAAUCCUUUCAAAAUAUGGGUUUAGCAAAAUUGUUUCGAGAUUAUUCUUGCAGAGAGGAGGAAUCGAUCAAGCUAGAUGGUUUGUCUGUAGCCCAGAUCAAAGAGCUUCGGGCGAAGGCCGAGAAGCAUGAGUUCCAGGCUGAGGUAUUAGUGAAUCCAAGAAAAUUUGAGUGAAAGUUUCAAUUUAGGUUAACCGCAUGAUGAAAUUGAUUAUCAACUCUCUUUACCGCAACAAAGAGAUCUUCCUUCGCGAGUUGAUUUCAAACGCAUCAGACGCUCUUGACAAGAUUCGCCUGCUCUCUCUCACGGACCCUGAUCAACUGAAAGAAACCGAUGAAAUGAGCAUUCGCAUUAAGGUAUCCAUUGGUUGAAAAUAGACGCUGGAACUGAGUUUCAGGCCGAUCGCGAGAACAAACUUUUGCACAUCACCGACACCGGUCUCGGUAUGACGCGUCAGGACCUCAUCAACAAUCUUGGAACCAUCGCUCGAUCUGGAACCUCGGAGUUUUUGUCGAAGCUGAUGGACUCGGCGACGUCUUCUGACCAACAGCAGGACCUUAUUGGACAGUUCGGUGUCGGUUUCUACUCUGCCUUCCUUGUCGCCGAUCGCGUCGUCGUCACUACAAAGAACAACGAAGAUGAUCAGUAUAUCUGGGAGUCUGACUCGGCUAGCUUCUCCAUCACCAAGGAUCCCCGAGGACCGACCCUCAAGCGCGGUACUCAGAUCACCCUUUAUCUAAAGGUAUCAGUUCUCCAGACAUUUUAAAAUAUCGAUGAACAUUUUUCAGGAUGAGGCAGCUGAUUUCCUUGAGCCUGACACCCUCAAGAACCUCGUUCACAAGUACUCGCAGUUCAUCAACUUCAACAUUUACCAGUGGCAGUCCAAGACCGAAACUGUGGAGGUAAAUUGACGUGUUUGAAUUAUACUCAUCGUGCGAAUUUGAGGAGCCAGUGGAGGAAGAGGCCCCGAAGGAGGAUGGCGCUGUCGAAGAAGAAAAGGAAGAAAAGAAGACAAAGAAGGUUGAAAAGACGACUUGGGACUGGGAACGCGUCAACAACGUGAAGCCGAUCUGGAUGCGCAAGCCAUCUCAGGUCGAGGACGAGGAAUACGAUGAAUUCUACAAAUCAAUCACUAAGGUUCGUUCUUUCGAAAAAUUUUACCAAAGUUAUCAUAAAAAACAGGACUCCGACAAGCCGCUGGCCCAUGUGCAUUUCAAUGCUGAAGGAGAAGUCUCUUUCCGCUCGAUUCUCUACGUCCCCAAGCGCUCUCCUAACGAUAUGUUCCAGGCAAACAUAUCUUUAGCCCAAACAUCUAAUAUUAUCAUUUCAGAACUACGGAAAGAUCAUUGAGAACAUUAAGUUGUACGUCCGCCGUGUGUUCAUCACCGACGACUUCGCCGACAUGAUGCCCAAAUACUUGUCUUUCAUCCGUGGUAUUGUUGAUUCUGACGAUUUGCCUCUCAACGUUUCUCGCGAAAAUCUUCAACAACACAAACUUCUCAAGGUUGUCCGUCUACUUUUGCUAAUAUAACUAAUUCUCUUACAGGUUAUCAAGAAAAAACUCGUCCGAAAAGUGCUCGACAUGCUCAAAAAGCUGGAUGGAGAGCAGUUUGAUGAGUUCUGGAAGGAGUUCAGCACCAACAUCAAGCUCGGAGUUAUGGAGGACCCUAGCAACCGUAUGCGUCUUGCUAAACUUUUGAGGUUUCUUGAAAAAUAAUUUAAUAGUUCAGCUUUUUUUUUUCAGAUUCCACUCUUCUCAAGACGAUGAAAAAGUGACGAGCUUGGCGGCUUACGUCGAGAGGAUGAAGGAUAAGCAAGACGCCAUCUACUACAUGGCUGGAACGUCUCGCAAGGAGGUUGCCUUUUUUCAAUUGCAAUCAAAUAAUGUUAAAUUGAAGGUCGAGACUUCUCCCUUCGUUGAACGACUUCUUGCCAAGGGCUACGAAGUUCUGUACUUGACUGAAGCUGUUGAUGAGUAUUGCAUCCAAGCCAUGCCUGAGUACGAAGGCAAAAAGUUCCAGAACGUUGCCAAGGUUUGUUAAUGAAAGAUACUCGGAGAAAGUUGUCGCAAAUGUGAGUAAUGGAAAAUAUUCUUCAGGAAGGUGUCAGCAUCGACGAUGGAGAGAAAGCGAAGGAGGCACACAAGGCUCUGGAAGAACAAUUCGCUCCUCUGACCACCUGGUUGAAGGAAACGGCCCUCAAGGUAGACACCAAGAUGUCUUUCUUUCCAAACGCUGUUUUAAGGACGUUGUGGAAAAAGCAGUUGUGUCCCAAAGACUGGUCAAGUCGCCUUCUGCCCUUGUUGCUUCGAGCUACGGCUGGUCAGGAAACAUGGAACGCAUCAUGAAGAGCCAGGCCUACGCCAAGGCCAAGGACCCUACUCAGGACUUCUAUGCGAACCAGAAGAAGACUUUCGAAAUCAACCCCCGUCAUCCAGUGGUGAAGGAGCUUCUGAAGCGAGUCGAAGCCAACAAGGAAGAUGCGACGGCCAUCAGUACGGCCAAGCUUCUUUUCGAGACGGCGACUCUUCGCUCCGGCUUCGCUUUGCAAGAUCAGGUACUUUAAGGAAGUUGUCAGGUAUUAGUGUUCCAUGCAUUAGGUCGGCUUCGCGGAACGCAUCGAGUCUAUCCUGCGCCAGUCUCUUGACGUGUCGGCAGACGCUCAAAUCGAGAAAGAGCCGGAGAUUGCGGAAACUGAGGAGACCGAAGAAGAAACUGCCACGAAAGAUGAAGUCGUCAUUGAGGAAGAACACUCCGAAUUGUAG